AUGCCCAACUGGUCCCGGUGCUGCCUGCCCGGCUGCUGUCGACUGCUGCUGCAGGAACAGGUGAGAGGUGCUCGGUGCUACAUCCGUGCCUGCCGUGCCUCCCCACCUCCCUCCCCCCCUCCCUCCCUCCCUCCCUCCCUCCCUCCCUCCCUCCCUCCCUCCCUCCCUCCCUCCCUCCCUCCCUCCCUCCCUCCCUCCCUCCCUCCCUCCCUCCCUCCCUCCCUCCCUCCCUCCCUCCCUCCCUCCCUCCCUCCCUCCCUCCCUCCCUCCCUCCCUCCCUCCCUCCCUCCAUGCCUGUCUCCUCUCCUCCCUUCCUACGUCCAUUCGUUUUUCCCCUCCUACCCUCCAAACCCCCUCCCGCCACCACCCCCCCCGGUUACCCCCUCUUUCGUCCUCUCGUCGCCCCAUUUCCCCACUCGCAUUCGCCUUCUCUCUCCACCAGACCCCAGACAUGGCUCCUUCCUCUCAACAGCAUCUCACCCCUUCAGUUGCACUGUCCACGACUUGGAAUCCAUCCAGCGCUACUACUGGAAGGUGCGUGGAAGGGCCAGCCAACCCCAAGCUCUCUCCACGCCCAACCACCUCCUCCACCUCCACUCGCUUCCUUCCACAUGCCCUUCCGUUACGUUCCCCUCCCUCCGCACCCAUCUCACCUCGUUUGAUUUUCUAGCAUGUGCAAUGGACAUGACGGCUCGCCUGCAACGGCGGCUGCUCAGUCCCGAGCCGGCCUGUACUGAUGUGCGAUCUGCAUGUCGAUCCAUCCGUUGCCCGCCCACCCUCUCACGCGCCCAUCCCUCCAGCUGCACCUGGCUGGAUCUAGUGGAGCGGCGGCAGCAGCGCCUGCAGGAGCCACCAGUGCCGCUGCUGGACGCCCUGCAGGCCCACGCGCUCGCCACCGGGGAGGAAGCCGCACUGCCCCUGCUGCCGCCACCACCUGCCACAUCACCAGCCGCUGCCGGGCCUCAUGGGUCUGGCUCGGCAGCGGACGGGUCUGGUUCGGCGGCAGAUGGGCCUGGUUUGGCAGCAGAGGGGCCUGGGUGGGCGGCAGGGGAGUUGGAGUUUCGGCGGGUGGAGUGUGCGGGGCGGUACGACGAUGCUCGGUCGCUGUUUGUGGGGCCCCGGGCGCACACAGUGAGGGGCGCACAGGAGAAGGGGUACUUUCUUGUCACUCCGCUCGUCCCUCCCCCUGGCAGGUAUGCGCAUCCCUCCCUCUCCCUCGCCCCGUCAGUAAACCCCUCCCAUUGCAUGCCACCGCUGGCGCACAUGGUGAGGGGCGCACAUGGUGAGGGGCGCACAGGAGAAAGGGUACUUUCUUGUCACGCCGCUCAUCCCCCCCUGGCAGGAAUAGUGCUCCCCCUGACUCUUCCUUUCCCCUCUGCUGUCCCCCCGUCCCCUCAUCCCCCCGUCCCCUCAUCCCCCCGUCCCCUCAUCCCCCCGUCCCCUCAUCCCCCCGUCCCCUCAUCCCCCCGUCCCCUCAUCCCCCCGUCCCCUCAUCCCCCCGUCCCCUCAUCCCCCCGUCCCCUCAUCCCCCCGUCCCCUCAUCCCCCCGUCCCCUCAUCCCCCCGUCCCCUCAUCCCCCCGUCCCCUCAUCCCCUCAUCCCCUCAUCCCCCCCAUCCCCUCAUCCCCCCCAUCCCCUCAUCCCCCCCAUCGCCUCUUUCCCCUUCUCCCCAUGCAGCGAGCAGCCGGCAGUGCUGGUGAACAGGGGGUGGGUGCCGGAGGCAGUGAGGCGAGAGGCGGACACAUGGAUGGCGGGGGAGAGGGCGAAGGGGGCCGCAGGCGAGGCGGGUAAGGAGGAGGUUGAGAGCGGUGGCAGUGGGACGAGCAGGAGUGGUGGUGGCGGAAGCAGCAGCAGCGGUGACGUUAGUGAGAAGGGCAGCACGAGGGGGUGGUUUGGAUCAGGGGGCGGUACAGCGCGUGCCUCAACCGGCGCUGGGACAGCACUUGGCAAGCCCAACGCACCUCCUGUGAUCCGCGUGACUAGUGUGGUGCGAGCCAGUGAGAAGCAGAACCUCUUCAAGAGAAGUGGUGCCUUUUCCCUCCCAUCUCCUUCCUCCGUUCCAUGCAGCCAAGUCCCCUGCAGCGAGAAGCCGAACCACUUUGUGCCGCCCAACGCGCCGGAGCACGGCGAGUGGUUCUGGGUGGACGUGCCUGCCAUGGCCCAGGCCUGUGGCCUGCCACGUGGCACUCUGCUAUUGGACGCCAUGAAACCAACCGAGGACGAGGAGGAUGAGAAGGAGCGUACGUCGGACAGCAACAGCAGCAGCAGCAGCGGGCAGGCGGGUGUCUGCCCUGCAUUCUACAGCGACCCACGCUUCCCUCGCCCCAAGGACCCGGAGGAGCUCGUGAAGCUGCCAGUCAUGCCCACCGACCACAUCACCUACGCUGCCACCUGGUUUUCUCUCUUCACAGCCACGUCAGUGAUGGCUUACAAGCGCCUUCGAGUCGUGCCCAAGAAGGUGCGCUAG
Molecule: messenger RNA, 2466 nt
Organism: Closterium sp. NIES-65
Lineage: Eukaryota; Viridiplantae; Streptophyta; Zygnematophyceae; Desmidiales; Closteriaceae
Source: the annotation of a GenBank genome assembly